AUGGAGAUCAAGGGGCUCGCCAUUGUUGUCCUGGUACUCUUUGUUUCAUCACGUGCAGCCUCACGUGACAUUCCUAGCAACACUAAUGCCGACGCGAUGACCAACCCAGUUGCUCAUCAAGAUCAUGAUCAGCACCAAACCGUUUUGCAUGCAAAUGCGCCGGUCAAUCAGGCGGAGUCACCCAGUGCUGGGGGACUCGGUGACAAGAAGAACUUCGUCUAUGGUGGAGUCGGCGGCUUUGCCGCGAUGGGUGGCUACGCCGGCAUGGGCGGUGCGUUGCCAACUCUUGGUGGUACUGGCUCGAUUAACAAAUUUGGUGGGAUUGGUGGAGCUGGUGGAAUAGGAGGUGUUAGCGGCAUAGGUGGGCUGCCUACUACUGGUGGACUCGGCGGACUUGGUGGAGCAACUCCGGCCCUUGGUGGUGGUGUUGGCGAUGCUCCUCCAGCUGGCGGUGGCAUUUGGCAUCCUUGA
Molecule: messenger RNA, 471 nt
Organism: Humulus lupulus (European hop)
Lineage: Eukaryota; Viridiplantae; Streptophyta; Magnoliopsida; Rosales; Cannabaceae
Exons: 1
Coding region: 1-471 (156 amino acids)
Source: RefSeq, a predicted model, not a curated record